Serpula lacrymans var. lacrymans S7.9 is the source of this 3056-nucleotide messenger RNA. RefSeq lists its product as uncharacterized. Bases 1 to 2973 code for a protein of 990 amino acids. Gene Ontology annotation, molecular function: calcium-activated cation channel activity. Gene Ontology annotation, cellular component: plasma membrane. Lineage: Eukaryota; Fungi; Basidiomycota; Agaricomycetes; Boletales; Serpulaceae. The transcript is spliced from 15 exons. The record is from RefSeq and is a predicted model, not a curated record.
AUGGAUACCUUCAGCAUAUUUGCUUCCGUGGCGAACGCCGUCCUAGGCGAUGGUGACGACAGCGAUCCAGAACUUCCACCAGGAUCUCCUCCGACUUACAAGUUCGAGGGCCCCUGGUUCACGACACAAGUUCUACUCUCUUUGUCGAUCGGUGUCACAUCUUUUCUGCUUUUCUCAUAUUGUAGAACCAGAUGGCCUCUACUUUUUGCACCCCGUACAAAACUCAAGGGGUUCUCGCCACACGAAGCUCACGCGCACCAAGCAUUCUUUGGGUGGAUAAUGCCAACUCUCAGGGUAUCCGAAUAUACUGUCCUGCAAAUCGUUGGCCUGGAUGCGGCCGUGCUCCUCAAUUUCUUCAAGAUGUCGUUUUACCUGUUUUCCCUUUGCUCUGUUUUUGCGGUUGCCAUACUGAUGCCUAUGAACUGGAAGGUUAGCACUCAUCCUUUGCCCCCGAGUCAUGACUGGCUCGACCUCAUUAGCGACGCUAACUCCUACCUGACCGUCCACUUUCUUUUCACCUACCUUUUUACAUUUCUCGCCCUACGCUUUAUCUACAAGAAUUACCGGCGAUUCAUACGUUCUCGUCAGCUAUACUCUCUCGAGCUCGUACAUUCGAUCCCCGCACGCACCGUCAUGGUCACAAGGCUGCCAAAUCAUCUGCAAUCUGAGCGGACACUUGCAGAGUACUUCGAGAACAUGGGCUUGAGCGUCGAGAGCGUCACUGUUUGCAGGGAGGUAGAUACCCUGAAACGAUUGAUCGACUUGCGUACCCAGGCCCUUCUCAAGAUGGAGAGUGCGUGGACGAAAUACGUGGGCAACCCGAGUACAGUGGAGUCAUACGACCCAUCGGAGAAUGUCAUGCCUCCGUUGUCCGACGUCGAACCUUCGUUCGUGGAGAAUCAGCCUAGCAGAUUCGUCGUUCCCCAUCGUCAAAGGCCCACAAUACGCCCAGGAUGGUUCAGCAAGAAGGUCGACGCAUUAGAGUAUUUGGAAAUGAAGUUCAAGGAGGCAGAUGAAAAAGUCAAGAAAUGGAGAAGAACAGGAAGGUUCAAAGCUACUCAUAUUGCUUUCAUCACGUUUGAAAAAAUGUCCAGCGCGCAAAUCGCAGUACAAACUGCCAAUGCUCCCGAUCCAUUUGAAUGCAAAGCUUGUGCUGCUCCUGAACCACGUGAUAUUAUCUGGUCCAACAUGUCUCUCCAACCCAACGCAAGUGUGGCACGAGAGCUCAUUGUUUUGGGCUGUAUGGCAUUACUACUCUUUUUCUGGAUUUUCCCUAUCACUGCUCUUGCCAGUUUACUCAGCUACAAGGAGAUUCAAAAAUCUCUUCCUUGGUUAGGUCGUUUGAUUGACAGCAAUGACAAAAUAAGGGCUAUAGUACAGAAUUCCUUACCAUCGGUGGUUAUGAUCACAUUGAAUGCGCUACUACCUUUUAUUCUUGAAGCACUCACGUAUGUGCAAGGCUAUCGAGCACGCAGCUGGAUCGAGUACUCAUUGAUGAGAAAAUAUUUCUUGUUCCUUCUUGUCAACGUUGUCUUUAUCUUCCUCUUGGCUAGCACCUAUUGGCAAUUGGUGCAAGAUCUGGCAAAUUCUCCUGCCAAAAUCCCAGAGAAGUUGGCUGAGGCGCUAUCUCAAGGCAGAGCAAGGCAUUUCUUCCUUUCUUAUGUCAUCCUCCAAGGACUCGGUAUUAUGCCAUUGCAACUCUUGAAUUUGGGCAUCGUUUUGCCCCGCUUGAUUCUUCGUAUUUUCUUUACACGCACCCCUCGCGAUUUUGCGGAGCUCAACGCACCUCCAAUGGUCAACUAUGGCGUAGUCUAUCCCCAAGCCAUCCUCAUGUUUGUUAUCACAUUGCUCUAUAGCGUCGUCCAGCCAAUGAUCGUGAUAUUCGGCGCCAUAUACUUUGGCAUGGCCUAUGUUGUGUACAAAUACAAGCUGCUCUUCGUAUUCUAUAAGCCGUAUGAAUCUCAAGGACAGGCCUGGCCACUCACUUUUAUCCGCCUUAUCUGGGGCAUCCUUAUCUUCCUCGUGUUCAUGACCGGCAUCUUUAUCCUUCGCAAAUCCUACGUCCUAUCGUCCCUUCUUGCACCGCUCAUCCUGGGAACGCUUCUGUGGUCGUGGUACAUCGACAAAACGUUUAAACCGCUAAGCAAGUUUGUAUGUCUCAGCUCUGUAUUUGAAGUCGAGCGGGGAGAGGAGACGGCUGAUGUUGCAAGACUCAGGGAGGGACAUCCUGUGACGUGGUCACAAAGCAAUCUGAAUCGAAGGCGUUAUGGACAAAACGAUGAGACACUCUACGUCGCUCCAGAAGAUGAGAGAACUGACUACUCCCAGCCUCCCAUGGCCAACUGGUACAGUGGUGUUCUAAACACGGGUAAACGGAGGUACGGCCACCCUGCGUUGACAGGAGUUCUCCCAGAACCUUGGCUGCCUCUCAAGAAAGGACAAACGCUUGUGAAUGCUCUUCGCGUGGGAGGCGUUCGAGCUCCCCAGGACCCUACUCAAGGAAUCGUGCUCACGCUCCGAAAGCGCUACAGUCUGUUGCGCGGCAAAGCUCGGUCCUCUGUCGUAGAGCCAAGACUGGUCGACGACGAGAUACCCGCCGAGCCCGCCUCACCAGUGGGCGAGAACGGGCACGGAGGGUUCUCAUCAGACAACCCAUGGGACGACGCGCGCCCCGAGUUGGUGCAGUCGCAAAGCAGCCUGAACCACCGCCUGAGCUUCGAUCCUGCCUCGGGGGUGAUCAUGCUGCCUGAAGAUGACGAUUGGCUGGGCGAAGAGGACGAUUCUGACGAAGAUUAUGGGCAUCAGAUGGGUCGUUCUCAACAGGAUGUGGCGGGUGUGCCACAAGAUGUGACGUCGUCGUCGCCGUCGACGCCUCUCAUCACUACCCCCAAACGACGCUAUGGCACGUAUUAUCAUCACCCAGAACGUCGUCGACAGACUAUCCCUGGCGCUUUCCCACAGCCAUCGGCAUAGGAGAAGCAAAGAGUUUGAUGAUGAGCGAUAUGGAUGCCUAUUUUAUACAGACUUUAAUGCAUAUGGAUGUACUCGAUACAUCC